CAUCGUCACGCUAGGAAUAUGUCACCGACGUUUCUCACUCUCCCUCGCGAGCUGCGCGACCGAAUCUAUGACUACGUCUGGUCAGACACCAGCUCAGUCUGGCUCAGAUACGCGAGUUUCAAAGAUGAGCUCUGUUUCGAAGCUCACGAUCUUCGUUUUCCGGAGCAAGUGGUCAAACGCUAUCCUCCUCCAGGCUACACGGCACCAGAGCCCACUGCAGCCAGGAAAGAUUCGCUAGCAGACGAUGUUGCAUCUGCUCCAGCCGCGGCAAGCCCGGAGAAAGAAGCAUGUCCGCAAUCUUCCCGUCGCGACAACAACACCAUCGAAUUCGAUCUCGAAGCCUUCUUAGACGAAUGGUCUGAGUGUGAUGACGAGGACGAUAGCUCAGAUGAGGAAGAUGAAAACGAGGCUGGGGGCAAGAACGAGCAGCAGCUGAAACGUCAGUUCAACCUCGAGUCUUGGCUUCCACUUCCCACCAGUCUGUUCACCGUCAACCGACAGCUUCGCAACGAGACCUUGCAGUUCUUCUUCUCCACGCGCAACAUAAUUCUCGACGCCGAUGGAGUGGCCUCUAUUCGCUUUCUCUGGCAACUCCCGACGAUCGUUCGCGAAGCCAUCACAACAAUCUCACUUGGCAGUUUCGCAUUGCAGACUGACGACAAGUACAGCAGCGCAGCCUGGUUCGGGGUUGCCGAAGAGCCUGAGUACCGAGACGCUUCUGGCCUCACACUGAUCACACCUUUCGCCGCCUUCCUCGCCUCUCACCUACCAAAACUCAAUCACAUCAAUCUCUACCUCCCAUACUCCGGCACAGAAGACUGGUACCCAACCCUCGCACCGAUCGAAUUAUCCCUCCUCCUCAAAUUCCACCGCAUCAAAUCCCUCAACUUCAUCUUCAUGGGCGAAGACGUAGUCAAAACGCUUCGAAACGGGAAACUGAGGAGUCGAGAAUGUUACGAAAAAUUAAUGGGAGGUUUCAAAGACUGUGAGAGACUUGCGGAGCAUGAGUUUGAAUUGGAACAUCCGGCGCCCGAGAUGAGGAGUUUUGAUAAGAAGUCGCAUGGGAAGAUGAUGGAGUAUGUCAAGACGAGACAUGAGUAUGUUGAGGGGAAUCGAAGGGAGUUUCCGUGGAAGUGGGCGCGGCGGGACGUUGAGAUGGGGAGUGAUGGGAAUGUGCAGGCUGUGGUGAGGUGUUGGGUUGAGUGAUGGGGGGAAGUUGAAGGCAUUACUGUGCGGCACGAUGUAUGUGAUCACGUACUUGCAAGUAUUACUGAUAUCCUCCUACCUUCAUUAAUUAAACGUUUAGCC
Molecule: messenger RNA, 1308 nt
Organism: Pseudocercospora fijiensis CIRAD86
Lineage: Eukaryota; Fungi; Ascomycota; Dothideomycetes; Mycosphaerellales; Mycosphaerellaceae
Exons: 1
Coding region: 19-1206 (395 amino acids)
Source: RefSeq, a predicted model, not a curated record